AUGGGCUGGGAAGGAGGCUACGAGCCAAAUGGCACAGAAGGAAAAAACUUCUACAUCCCCUUUUCAAACAGGACAGGGAUUGUCAGGAGUCCUUUUGAAGCUCCUCAGUAUUAUAUGGUCUCUCCCAUGAUCUACAAGUUGCUGGCAUGCUACAUGUUCUUCCUCAUCUGCACUGGCACCCCCAUCAACGGCCUGACUCUGCUGGUCACCUUCCAGAACAAGAAACUGCGACAGCCCCUGAACUACAUCCUGGUCAACCUGGCUGUUGCCGGUCUCAUCAUGUGUGCGUUUGGAUUCACCAUCACUAUCACCUCUGCCAUCAACGGCUACUUCAUCCUGGGACCCACUGCCUGUGCUGUGGAGGGCUUCAUGGCCACACUAGGAGGUGAAGUUGCUCUCUGGUCUCUGGUCGUGCUUGCUGUGGAGAGGUACAUUGUCGUGUGUAAACCCAUGGGAAGCUUUAAGUUCAGUGGAACUCAUGCUGCUGCUGGAGUCAUCUUCACCUGGAUCAUGGCUAUGGCUUGUGCUGCUCCUCCUCUCUUUGGAUGGUCCAGAUACCUCCCCGAGGGCAUGCAGUGCUCAUGCGGACCUGACUACUACACUCUGGCCCCAGGCUUCAACAAUGAAUCCUACGUUAUCUACAUGUUUGUGGUGCACUUCUUCAUCCCUGUCUUCCUCAUCUUCUUCACUUAUGGCAGCCUCGUGCUCACUGUGAAAGCUGCUGCAGCCCAGCAGCAGGACUCAGCCUCCACUCAGAAAGCUGAGAAAGAGGUGACCCGCAUGUGCUUCCUCAUGGUCCUGGGCUUCCUGGUAGCCUGGACUCCUUAUGCCACCUUUGCUGGAUGGAUCUUCAUGAACAAGGGAGCUGCUUUUACUGCUAUGACUGCUGCUCUCCCCGCCUUCUUUGCCAAGAGCUCAGCCCUGUACAACCCCGUUAUCUAUGUGCUCAUGAACAAACAGUUCCGUAACUGCAUGCUCAGUGCUGUUGGUAUGGGAGGCAUGGUUGAUGAUGAGACCUCAGUGUCUGCAAGCAAGACAGAAGUGUCCUCUGUCUCUUAA
This is a messenger RNA of Boleophthalmus pectinirostris (great blue-spotted mudskipper), 1059 nucleotides long. Its product is annotated as green-sensitive opsin-like. Gene Ontology annotation, biological process: G protein-coupled receptor signaling pathway; visual perception; phototransduction. Lineage: Eukaryota; Metazoa; Chordata; Actinopteri; Gobiiformes; Gobiidae. Gene Ontology annotation, cellular component: membrane; photoreceptor outer segment. The transcript has 5 exons. Gene Ontology annotation, molecular function: G protein-coupled receptor activity. The record is from RefSeq and is a predicted model, not a curated record. Bases 1 to 1059 code for a protein of 352 amino acids.